AGGUGCAUCAUCUGAUAUCGCAAGGGUAGCCCCAAUGUACCGGACACCUCAGGCCCAACACUUUUACCACAUGGCCCCUGCUGGAGACAUAGGGAAAGACGUGGACGAGCAAGUGUACCAGCGAGAGGGAAAAGGAGAGGGACACGGCAC
Pelobates cultripes (western spadefoot toad) is the source of this 150-nucleotide messenger RNA. The record is from the annotation of a GenBank genome assembly. NCBI's taxonomy places the organism in Eukaryota, Metazoa, Chordata, Amphibia, Anura, Pelobatidae.